CAAGCACAACACACACAAGUCUCUGUUUUAGCAGAGCAGAAAACAGGGAAGAAAAAGAAAAAAAGAAAAAAAAUGGCCUCGUCAUUUCCCAUGUAAGGAAGAAGAGGCAAGAGGUUAAAGAAAAAGAAAAAGAAGAAAUUUUUUGUUACGUCGAGGAUUUUUGUUAAGGCGAAUAUCUUCGAGAUUUAUUCUCUUCUUUUUCUGUCUCUUUGUUUGGUUUAGAGUCUUUAGAGGAUUUGAAGUUAUGGGGACGGAGGUGUUACGGCCUCAGGACUGUUUGAUCGGACGUAUCAGAGUUCCUCAGCCGGCGGUGUUUCAUCGCCGGAGAAGUUAUUAUGGAAACGUUAACCCUAGUUAUGUGUCUAACCCUAGAUCUAACCGGAAACCGGCAGUCCGGUCAGAGAAACCGGACCAGAGAAAGCGAUUCGUCGCGAGCCAGUCGGAGCCGUCGGUCUCGAAGAGGUCGGGGUCCUCCGACGACUCGAAGACGGAGAGGAGGAGCCUCUCGAUGGAGAAAGUGACGAUUCUGAGGAGAGGCGAGUCGCUGGACUCGACGAUCAAGAGCGAGGCGCUGAGGAAGGAAGGCGAUGGUCUGAUGGUGCUCGGAACCGAGAGGCUCGGCCCGGACCACCCGGAAAUGGUGCCAAAGCAGAUCCGGGUCGUGGAUCCGAGGCUUUCGCCUCCGGUGGCCGGGAAAUGCGACAUGUACGCCGGAUCGGCGUUCGCGAUGUCACCGGAGCCCAGCUCCCUCCCGUUGCCGUCGUUCUCGAAGAAGAAGCAGGUCUCGGUGAUUGUCGACGACUCGGCCACCAGAGAUCUGAGGCGGUUGCUUCGGCUCGAUUUGUGAGGUUCCAUUUCCAAGCAGGUGAAGAACCGGGUUUUCGGAUCAUCCGACCCGGUUUUAUCUUUCGGAUCCGAAUGAAUUUCGCUUUCUCUCUCUAGAAUCUUCUUUGCGCCGCGACGUCGUCUCCACUUUAGCCUCGAGUUUCAGGAUCUGAACCGUCCGUGAUUUUUUUAAACGGGGGGUAGAACUGAGAAUCGAGAAAAUUAUGGGGCGAGUUAGAUAAUGUUUAUUGUUGGGGUAUUUUCGUUUCUGUAAGUUUCUGGGGUUGUUUGGGAAAUAUGUGUAAUUUAGUGUUGUAAUCUGAGAUGGAAAAUAAGUUCAAAAAAAAGAAAAAAAGAAAAAAAAAAGUUGGGACAUGGGGGAGUUGAUUUGUGAUAUGGGGAAAUAGAUGGGGUUAAGUUAAGUACGAUGUGAAUGUUUCUGCUCUGCUGUAGUGCUGUGAAUUUGUGAGAGCUUUUCUACCCUUUUGUAUUGUAAAGUACGAUAAACAUUAGGGGGGAAAGCUAAGCGGAUUUCGUAAUUUUCUUUGGUUGCUAUGUGUUAAUUGUGUACCUUUUCUUGUAAUCUUAUGGCUUGUAAAGAACAUGUUAAUGUAUCUUCAGAUGUUUCCUUUUUA
Corylus avellana is the source of this 1460-nucleotide messenger RNA. RefSeq names its product proline-rich nuclear receptor coactivator. The record is from RefSeq and is a predicted model, not a curated record. Lineage: Eukaryota; Viridiplantae; Streptophyta; Magnoliopsida; Fagales; Betulaceae.